UUCGCGCACACAAGUUGUAGCUACAGUUCUUACGUGACAGUAUCGGUCAGCUAUUCUGAUUGUGUUAUGUUGUGGUUAAUGUUUACACCUAGGGCCAGCAGCAGGGCACAUUUUCCUCUUUCUAAACUUUGCAAUUUGCUACUUACCCGAAGUUCGAAGUCGAAAAUGGAAAUGUAUUUUACGCCACCAGGCAUCAAACUCCCAUUGGCUGGAGCCUGCAGAGAGGGAGGGGCUCUUGAUGAAGCUGAAGGCCACUGGUUGGGUGGAGGUGGAGGGGCGGGAUGCCCUCUAUAAGGAGCUGGACUUCAAAAGCUUCAACGAGGCAUUUGGCUUCAUGUCCCGAGUAGCUUUGCAAGCAGAGAAGAUGAACCACCACCCCGAGUGGUUUAAUGUUUAUAACAAGGUUCAAAUAACCUUGAUAACGCAUGACUGCGGAGGAUUGUCAAAAAAAGACAUCAGACUGGCCAAGUUCAUUGACCAAGUGGCCCUGACCAUGUAGAUUUAACUCAGUGGCUCAGGCUACGUGGCACUGUAUUUACAUUUGUAUGCUUUUGUUCCUUCCUCAGAUUUGCAGCUGGAUAUAUCAGAAAAUUAUAUAAUAAAAUAUAUUAAAAUGUUCAA
This is a messenger RNA of Conger conger (European conger), 621 nucleotides long. RefSeq names its product pterin-4-alpha-carbinolamine dehydratase 2-like. Gene Ontology annotation, molecular function: 4-alpha-hydroxytetrahydrobiopterin dehydratase activity. Lineage: Eukaryota; Metazoa; Chordata; Actinopteri; Anguilliformes; Congridae. Gene Ontology annotation, biological process: tetrahydrobiopterin biosynthetic process. The transcript has 4 exons. The coding region runs from base 239 to 499 and encodes 86 amino acids. The record is from RefSeq and is a predicted model, not a curated record.